GUAUAAAUACUGCAGUACGUAAGAAACAAGUCUUCAUUCACGAAUUACACGAGAAGCGCGAGGAUACCCAACUGCGCAAUGCUGACGCACAAAGUUUAGAACCAAAACAAGACAUUACCAUUGACAAUAAACACAUCGGUGUGCCCACUGUGGAAUACUAAACAUGCUCCGUGGAUAUCCUAAGACGAAGAGGGGUAAGACUGGAUGCUGAUUUUCUAGUUUCACCUUCACCUUUUGGAUAACCUGGAAAUUUGACGUGCUCUUGCACACUGAAGUGCCGUGCAGCGUGGACGCGCAGCGGGAUAUACCUUUUAACUCUUCGGCAUUUGUUUUCAUUGCACCCUUUUUCACUGGAAUAGGCUCUUUCGGGGAAUAUAAUCGUGGGUGACGCGGCUGCCCAGGAGAAUCGAAAAGCAUGGCAGCUUGGCUCACCUUUCUCAUCGCAAUUUUCACGACCGUUUUGACGCAGAUAUUUGGAUCUGGUGUUUUCGAACUCGACCUUCACGAGUUCAAAAAUUUCAACGGCUUGCUCGCAAAUGGCAAUGCAUGCAAGCCUGAAUGCAGGACAUUCUUCCGAGUUUGCCUAAAAAACUAUCAGGUGGUAGUGUCUCCAGGUGAUUGUAUCUUUGGAAGUGCCAUAACGCCCGUGCUGGGGACAGACUCGUUCAGUAUCAUGGGAGGUGGCUCUUUCAGCACACCGAUUCGACUGCCGUUCAACUUUGGGUGGCCGGGUUCAUUUUCAUUGAUUAUUGAGGCCUGGUUCUCCCCUUACGCGGAUCUACCUGUAGACACAUACAACCCUGACUUGCAGAUAAGCUUUUUUGCCAUCCAAAGAAAGUUGGAAGUAGGGGCUGAAUGGUUUCCGGAUGUUCAAAGUGGGAAGCAGACGGAGCUAAGUUAUUCUUACCGGUUCAUCUGCAGUGAAAAUUACUACGGCGACAGUUGUUCUAAAAAAUGCACGCCCAGGGACGACCGUUUUGGCCACUACAGAUGCAACCCAGAUGGGCAGUUAUCCUGUCUCCCUGGCUGGAAGGGGGAGUACUGUGAAGAACCGAUCUGUCUGGAGGGGUGCAGUGAGGCGAAUGGCAAUUGCUCCAAACCUGGAGAGUGUGUGUGCAGAGAAGGAUGGCAGGGUAAGCUUUGCACAGAGUGUAGGAAAUAUCCAGCUUGUAAACACGGCACCUGUCAGCAACCAUGGCAAUGCAACUGUAAGGAGGGCUGGGGUGGAUUGUUCUGUGACCAAGAUUUGAACUUUUGCACACAUCACAAGCCAUGUGUGAACGGAGCCACAUGUAUGAAUACAGGUCAGGGCAGUUACACCUGCACUUGUCGGCCUGGUUACACGGGGGUCAAUUGCGAGCUUGAGGUGCGAGAAUGUGACAGCAGCCCAUGCAAGAACGGAGGUCUUUGCUCGGAUCUUGACAAAGGUUACAUCUGCACCUGUCUGUCUGGCUUUGAGGGAACUCACUGUGAACACAGUCUGCUCACCUGCACAGACUCCCCGUGCUUUCACGGCGGUAAAUGCCACGAGAAAGACAACGGGCGCAGUUACGCAUGUGACUGUCCUCGAGGCUACACGGGUCUGAACUGUGAGAGAAGAGUGGACAAAUGCACAACUCUGCCAUGUGCCAAUGAUGGCUUGUGUGUGGUCCUGGGGGGUGUUCGCAUGUGCAGCUGUCGAGCGGGCUUCACUGGCCAGCGCUGCGAGAUCAACAUCAACGACUGCGCAAACAACCCCUGCGCUAACGGCGGCAUGUGCUACGACCGCAUCAACAACUACGUCUGCUCCUGCUCCCCGGGAUACGAAGGACGCAAUUGCGACCGUCCCUCAAACGCCUGUUCGUCAAGACCCUGUCUCAACGGCGGAUCCUGCGUGGGUAUCCCAGGGAACCCCCCAGCCUGCUUCUGCCCCAGUGGCUUCACUGGACCCCACUGUGAAUACUACUCAGUCACCCCUCCCGUGACCAAAGAAGAAACUCAAGACCGCUUCCAGUGGGCUGCGGUUUCUCUGGCCGUAGGUUUGGUGGCUCUUGUGGUUCUGCUCUGCAUGGUGGUCAUUGCCCUGCGCCACAUUCACAGGCAGGCAUCCGGAGAAAGGACUCGAGGCAAAGCAAUGAACAACAUGUCAGAAUCGCAAAGAGACAACUUAAUCCCCACCUCCCAGUUGAAGAACACUAAUAAGCAGGUCAGCUUGGAGGUGGAAUGCACACCUGACAAAUCAAAUUACAUACACAAGAACUGCCACUUGGACUACAAUUCAUCGAAAGAGUUCAAGGACAUCGUAUCCCAAGAGGACAAAAGUCAUAAAUACGAAAAGUGUUUAGAAGAGAAAAUACCAUUGAGUAGAAUGUACAGGGAAAAGCCAGAGUGUAGGAUAUCAACGAUAUGUUCCCCAAGGGACUCCGUGUACCAGUCUGUGUUUGUAAUAGCAGAGGAGAGGAGUGAAUGUGUCAUAGCAACUGAGGUAUAAGUCACAGGCUGAUGUCUAUGAAGAGAGGAGACAAAAACACAAUCAAAGCAGAAUCACUUUCUGGAUUGUUUACAAAAA
Messenger RNA from Carassius carassius (crucian carp), 2548 nucleotides. It is a transcript of the gene dll4, whose product is annotated as delta-like 4 (Drosophila). The coding region runs from base 416 to 2470 and encodes 684 amino acids. Gene Ontology annotation, cellular component: protein-containing complex; plasma membrane. The record is from RefSeq and is a predicted model, not a curated record. Gene Ontology annotation, molecular function: calcium ion binding. The transcript is spliced from 11 exons. Gene Ontology annotation, biological process: multicellular organism development; heterophilic cell-cell adhesion; establishment or maintenance of epithelial cell apical/basal polarity. Lineage: Eukaryota; Metazoa; Chordata; Actinopteri; Cypriniformes; Cyprinidae.